GCCUAAUAUUAUUUACCUUACAUUUCCCUCUCACGCCGCGUAGCCAAAACCCUAAAUUUUGAUUUCUCUUUUUGGAAAGCGAUGGUGACCGGAGCGACCCAAAACCCGACCCCGCCAACAAAGCUCCGAUGGGGUGAACUAGACGAAGACGACGGCGAGGAUUUGGAUUUCUUGUUGCCGCCAAAGCAAGUAAUCGGACCCGACGAGAACGGGAUCAAGAAAGUGAUAGAGUACAAGUUCAACGAUGAGGGAAACAAGGUCAAAAUUACGACGACGACCCGGGUCCGAAAACUCGCUAAUGCCCGGCUUAGUAAACAGGCGGUGGAGCGAAGGUCUUGGCCCAAGUUUGGGGAUGCUGUAAGGGAAGAUGUUGGUAGCCGACUCACUAUGGUUUCCACUGAAGAAAUCCUCCUUGAACGCCCUAGAGCCCCUGGUAGCAAAGCAGAAGAACAGAAGGCUGCCGGAGAUCCCUUGGCUCAACUAGGAAAAGGAGGUGCUGUCCUUAUGGUGUGUAGGACUUGUGGUAAGAAGGGUGAUCACUGGACAUCUCGGUGCCCAUACAAGGACCUCGCUCUGCCGGCUGAGUCAUUCGUCGAUAAGCCUGCAGUACCUGAAACUGCAACUGCUGCUGCUGGAUCAGGGAAGAAUACUUAUGUUCCUCCAGGUAUGAGAGCUGGAGCUGAUAGAAGCGGAACUGAUAUGAGACGCAGAAACGACGAGAACUCUGUCCGGGUCACUAAUCUUUCGGAGGACACCCGGGAAGCUGACUUGCACGAGCUUUUCCGGCCAUUUGGUGCAGUAAGUCGAGUUUAUGUUGCCAUUGACCAGAAGACUGGCAUGAGUCGGGGUUUUGGUUUCGUUAACUUUGUGAACAAGGAUGAUGCGCAGAGAGCUAUAAACAAACUCAAUGGCUAUGGUUAUGAUAAUCUCAUCCUGAGAGUUGAAUGGGCUACACCAAGAACAAACUAGAUUGUGUGUUUUAGUUUAGGGUUUAUUACUUAAAUAAAAGGUUAGGCCACCUUUUAAAUGCUUAUAUAUGUAUGUGUAGAUAUAUCCAUGGCUGAUGAGAUUUUGUCUUCUAUUUAGUUGACUCUUAAAUAGUAUCUGACUUGUGUGUAUUCUUCUUUGUCAUAUGUAAUAUGAAUAGCAUUUAGUAUUUUGCAUUGAUUUGGGUAUUGCAGUUGGUUUUUCA
Molecule: messenger RNA, 1192 nt
Organism: Gossypium raimondii (Peruvian cotton)
Lineage: Eukaryota; Viridiplantae; Streptophyta; Magnoliopsida; Malvales; Malvaceae
Exons: 2
Coding region: 82-969 (295 amino acids)
Cellular component (GO): cytoplasm; eukaryotic translation initiation factor 3 complex
Molecular function (GO): RNA binding; translation initiation factor activity
Source: RefSeq, a predicted model, not a curated record